This is a messenger RNA of Neopelma chrysocephalum (saffron-crested tyrant-manakin), 1460 nucleotides long. RefSeq names its product YEATS domain containing 4 (gene YEATS4). Gene Ontology annotation, biological process: regulation of DNA-templated transcription. The transcript is spliced from 10 exons. The coding region runs from base 1 to 1044 and encodes 347 amino acids. Lineage: Eukaryota; Metazoa; Chordata; Aves; Passeriformes; Pipridae. The record is from RefSeq and is a predicted model, not a curated record.
AUGGAUGAAUUCAUUAUGGAGGUGUUCAAGCAUAGGUCAGCUAACCAGGAUGCAAGACCAUUAAGGUAUGAUUUGAAAUGGUGUCGGAGAAUGAGGAAGUUGCUGCGGAUUGAAGGGCCCAGAGCCCGUGGUGAGCUGGAGGGUGAGAUCGUGCUGGAAUCCAGGCUUCAGCAGAUUAUUGUCCUUGCUUGUUCCUCUCUCCAGUGCUUAGCAAUGUGGAAGCUGAAUCAUGGCUCUUACAGACCAACAGCUGCUGGUGGCACAGUGGUGGCAGGGGGCCAAGCACAUGUGCAAUACCCCCUGCUCAGGGGUAGUGAGGCACUGGAACAGGUUGCCCAGAGAAGCUUUGGAUGCCCCAUCAGUGGAAGUGUUCAAGGCCAGACUGGCUGGGGCUUUGAGCCUCCUGGUCUAGGCGUUACCAUUGUGAAGCCGAUCGUGUACGGGAACGUCGCGCGGUAUUUUGGGAAGAAGAGGGAGGAGGAUGGCCACACUCACCAGUGGACGGUGUAUGUGAAGCCGUACCGGAACGAGGACAUGUCUGCCUAUGUGAAAAAAAUUCAGUUCAAGUUGCAUGAAAGCUAUGGUAAUCCUUUAAGAGUUGUUACCAAACCACCAUAUGAAAUCACCGAAACAGGCUGGGGUGAAUUCGAAAUAAUCAUUAAGAUAUUUUUCAUUGAUCCAAAUGAAAGACCUGUAACCUUAUAUCACUUACUGAAGCUUUUUCAGUCGGAUACAAAUGCCAUCCUGGGGAAGAAAACUGUAGUUUCUGAAUUCUAUGAUGAAAUGAUAUUUCAAGAUCCUACUGCAAUGAUGCAGCAGCUGUUAACAACAUCUCGUCAACUAACACUAGGUGCUUAUAAGCAUGAAACAGAGUUUGCAGAUCUUGAAGUGAAAACCAGGGAAAAGCUGGAAGCUGCCAAAAAGAAGACUAGUUUUGAAAUUGCUGAGCUUAAAGAAAGACUAAAAGCAAGUCGUGAAACCAUCAACUGUUUAAAAAAUGAAAUCAGAAAACUUGAAGAAGAUGAUCAGUCUAAAGAUAUGUGACAAGUGUGGACUUGAUAAAGAGCCUAUGCUGAAAAUGGGAGGACUUCAGUCAUGGAACUGUAUGAAUUCAAUUCUAUAACCGAGACUAUGAGAAUUUCACUGGCAAGUGAUUGAAGUUUGUGGCAAUCAACUUCAUAAAUGGAAGAAAAAAGAAAGAAUGUAUCCUUGUUUUAUAGUUAAAAUCUGUGGUACUUAACAACUUAUUUCAAGUAGAAGGGGUCUCAGAGACCAGACUUACUUUUUUUUUUUUAAGCUGCGUUUGAGUCGUAUAUGAAAACUUUGUAUUAAGUCUUGUGUUAGUUCAAUGUUAUUUUACGAAAUGCUGGUGUUUACUUUUUUUACUUGUUUUUUUUCUACUGAUUGUUUAGAGGUGCAUCUUUAGAGCUAAAAAUAAAAUAUGCAAUUUUUUAUUUUAA